AUGCUCCACGAAUUGAACAAAGCAGGGAAGAGAAUAGGGCUGGAAAUAAACAGAAGGAAGACACAGUUCAUGAAGAACGCCUACUGCGAAGACAGAGGAGUACAACUUGAAGGCUCCCAAAUCGUGGAAACUUCGUCAUAUGCAUACCUCGGACGUUCUAUGAACAUGGACAACGACUUGGAGGAAGAACUGAAUAGAAGAAUGAGAGCAGCAUGGGCAGCAUUUGCAGCCAUCAUGGAAGCUACGGACCAACUGACGGACCAAGAUCUUAGAAGCUACUUACUACCCUUGAGAGAUGUCUUCUGA
Molecule: messenger RNA, 306 nt
Organism: Necator americanus (New World hookworm)
Lineage: Eukaryota; Metazoa; Nematoda; Chromadorea; Rhabditida; Ancylostomatidae
Exons: 1
Coding region: 1-306 (101 amino acids)
Source: RefSeq, a predicted model, not a curated record